CUCAGCUCAGGUAGCUCCUCGUUCCAGCUUAGCUCCUCGGCUAUGCUUUUCUCGAUGCAGGUAUGUUUCCCUCACGAGAGCACAACUGUUUAUGACACCGAGGAAACCCCGAGUUGUGAGGUGAGAAAAUGCUGUGAAAAACAAUGAAAUAUUUAAUAACUGUAACCAAAUAUAUAUAUUAUAAAUCAAUUUAGUGUUAUUUCACAAAAAUAUGAGAAUGUAACAAAUUUUACUUACAAUCAAUAAUGUUAGCGUUGAGCUCGUGCUAAACCUCUGGGGAGUACGCAGUGCUCGCCAAUUGUGAUACGCCUCCUAUGUGUUUCUCUCUCACUCGUACAAGCCUGCAACAGACAGAGAAACGACUUGCUAUAUAAUCACUUCCCUCAGAGGAAAAUCAUCAUUCACGUUAGAGCUAUACACUUUGAGUGUUUUGUGAAUUUCUCCACAAUACUUCGUGAACUUCUCCACUUCACAACGGCGACGAUGGACUCAUCAAACGCUUCCUCCUCCUCCUCCUCCACUACAUUAUUCAUCAUCCCGGACAGCCCGCCAUCGGAGAGGGAGCUGAACUACUGGGAACAGCAGAAGCAGCAGAAGAAGCAGCAGCAGCAGAAAAGCCGCAGCUCGGCUGCCACCUCUGCUGCUACAGCUGUCGCCUCCACCUCUGGCGCCUCCUCAUCCUCACCCCUGAAGAUGCAGGGAAUAUUUGUUCAACGUGAGGAUGAGGAAGAAGUCAUCAUACCCGACAGCAGCCCUCUCCCGCAAGCUACGCCGGCUACUUGGGCACCACGCCGAGCGGCCCUCACAUCGGUACCCGCCGCCAAGCAGCCGGUGAAGCGGAGGCUGGUCUUUGAUGACGAGCCCGCCGUCCUCACUCAAUCAAAGAAACGUGCGGCGCAAGAGCACGACAGCUCCAUAACGCCUCUUUUGCGGGAGGAGGAGGAGGACGAGUUGGACGUGGAGACGGAGGACUUCCUCGCCAUUAUAAAUCGUCAUACUGAGAAACUGUGGACGCCUCUCCGGCAGUUGGUGGAGGACACGGCGUACCCCAUCGUGGGGGUAUGGGAGAUUACAAACCAACAUGGUCGCCGCAUUGUCUUAAAAGUCCAUUUAACAUCUGAACGGCUGACGGACAUAUACAUGCCAGAGAG
Messenger RNA from Nilaparvata lugens (brown planthopper), 1151 nucleotides. RefSeq lists its product as uncharacterized. The record is from RefSeq and is a predicted model, not a curated record. Lineage: Eukaryota; Metazoa; Arthropoda; Insecta; Hemiptera; Delphacidae. The annotation marks the transcript as partial. The transcript is spliced from 2 exons.